AUGGGUUUCAACAUCCAACGGUGUGGUUAUCGUGAUGACGAUGCCUGGAAAGCCCUUAUCACUGCAUGGAAAGAAGAGGUUGCGUCAGGUAUUCGAGGACUCUACGUUGAUAGCGACCGCAUAGCAGACGCACUCGACAUGAAAUGCAAGCGAUUCACGCAGACUGGAUUGGGAAUCAUAUACAAGGGCAAGGAAAAGCGAGACCCGAUGUCUACUAUUCCGAAUACUGCGUGCAUGUGGAUGCCGAAGCACUCGACAGCUGUCUACAAUUCCUGGCACUGCCUGAAGAGAGGCAAUACCAACUCGGGAUGCCCAUACGCUACCCGCGAGACCCGGCUUUGGGGCAAGAGUCCUUACGUCAACAUUGUCCGGCCACCAACAUUGAAAGUUCUCAACUCUAUCUACCUUGACGAUAAGACAGAUGCGGAAGUGCCCGUCUCCAUCGAAGUGUUCCCGUGGACUGUGUUACAAGAUGUUUAUGAAGCCAUCGGUGAGGACUGGUUCUAUCAAGCCGUAAUGGAAGACUGGACUCACGACCAAGAUAGGGUCGUUGUGUAG
Messenger RNA from Macroventuria anomochaeta, 558 nucleotides. RefSeq lists its product as uncharacterized. The transcript has 2 exons. The record is from RefSeq and is a predicted model, not a curated record. The coding region runs from base 1 to 558 and encodes 185 amino acids. NCBI's taxonomy places the organism in Eukaryota, Fungi, Ascomycota, Dothideomycetes, Pleosporales, Didymellaceae.